This is a messenger RNA of Lycium barbarum (goji berry), 1038 nucleotides long. RefSeq lists its product as uncharacterized. The coding region runs from base 1 to 1038 and encodes 345 amino acids. NCBI's taxonomy places the organism in Eukaryota, Viridiplantae, Streptophyta, Magnoliopsida, Solanales, Solanaceae. The record is from RefSeq and is a predicted model, not a curated record. The transcript has 2 exons.
AUGAGAAGUGUAUGGUACAAGUUGAAGUCUCUUAGAACCAGUUUCAGAAAGUUGAAUAUUUCUGAAUUAAAAGGAGUAACAGAUAGAAUUGCUCAAUCCAAAUCAGACCUACAUGAUGUUCAGGCUAAGUUAAUUCUACACUACUCUGAUCAACUGGUGACUGAAGAGAAAACAUUGUUAGAAAAACUGGAAAAAUGGUCUUUAAUUGAAGAAAGUAUACUCCAACAAAUAUCAAGAGCUACAUGGAUAAAGUUAAGGGAUUCCAAUACAAAAUAUUUCUCCACUGUAAUGAAAGAUAGAAACCACAAGAAGACUAUAUCUAUGCCAAUUGCUCUGGAUGUCACUCUAUUGACAGAAAAUAGGAAAAUACAAAUAGAGAUCAUUACCUUUUACAAAUCACUCAUGGGCAAAGCAUGCACUACACUGCCAAUAGUGAAUAUACAGACAAUGAGACUGGGACUUGUAUUGAAUCAUGCUCAACAGUUAGACUUAUGUGCCAAUGUCACUGAUCAGGAGAUAUAUGCAGGUUUAUGUUCUAUUGGGGAUGAUAAAGCUCCGGGGGUGGAUGGGUAUAAUGCAUUGUUCUUUAAGAGAGCUUGGCUAGUGAUCAAGAUGGAAAUAUGUGAAGCAGUCAAGAACUCUUUUGUUACAGGCAAACUGUUCAGAGCAAUAUUGGCUACUAGAUUGCAGAAGGUGAUGCCAUUAAUCAUUUCAGAUACUCAGGCUAGUUUCAUUCCAGGAAGAAAAGUAGCAGACAAUGUACUAUUAGCUCAUGAGCUAGUAAAGGCUUAUUCCAGGAAAAAUACCUCCCCAAGGUGUGUAACCAAGGUAGACAUCCAAAAAGCUUAUGAUAUAGUGGACUGGAAUUUUUCGCACCAGGUGAUUGUUUGUUUGAGAUUCCCAGACAGAUUUACUAGUUGGAUAAUGACAUGUGUGUCUACAGUCAAUUAUUCAAUCAUAGUGAAUGGGGAACAUACAAAACAAUUUGAUGCUGUCAGGGGACUAAUGCAAGGAGAUCCUGUUUCUCAAUUCUUAUAG